Messenger RNA from Hypanus sabinus (Atlantic stingray), 2745 nucleotides. Its product is annotated as coagulation factor IX. Gene Ontology annotation, cellular component: extracellular region. The transcript is spliced from 9 exons. Gene Ontology annotation, molecular function: serine-type endopeptidase activity; calcium ion binding. The coding region runs from base 38 to 1420 and encodes 460 amino acids. Gene Ontology annotation, biological process: proteolysis; blood coagulation. The record is from RefSeq and is a predicted model, not a curated record. NCBI's taxonomy places the organism in Eukaryota, Metazoa, Chordata, Chondrichthyes, Myliobatiformes, Dasyatidae.
GUUUGAAAGAAGUGGAAUUUAGCAAAGGGACAAGGACAUGGUUUGCAUUCGGACCCUGAAAAUGCUGGGAUGUUGCUGGUGUUUUGUGACACUGAUAGUCAGCUGGGCUGUGAGUGUUGAGAGCUCAGUGUUUUUCCAGAAGAAUGAAGCAGCAAGGGUGCUGAAAGUUCAGAAACGAGCAAACUGGUUCUGGGAAGAGGUUAAACCAGGGUCCCUAGAGCGAGAAUGCUACGAGGAAACCUGUUCAUUCGAGGAAGCACAGGAAAUUUAUAAAUCCAGCGAGAACACAAUGGAGUUCUGGUUUUCCUACAAAAAUUUGAAUCCUUGUAAAUCCAAUCCAUGCUUGAAUGGUGGUUUAUGUAGACUCGACAACUACAAGUAUAUCUGUCUCUGCCCUCCCCUGUGGAAAGGGAAGAAUUGUGAAUCAGAAAACCUCAACUGUGAAUAUAAGAAUGGCUUCUGUCAACAGUAUUGCAGCAUCAACAGAACGACAAAAAUGCCAACGUGUUCCUGCGCUGAAGGUUAUCAGCUAAAUCAAGAUCAACAGCACUGUUCUGCAAGUGUGAAAUACCCAUGUGGGAGAAUACCUCUAUAUGGAUCACCAACUCGCACAUUCAUUGAGGAAGAAUAUUCCCUCAACGAUACAGAUACAGACUUUGAACACUUAAGAAAGUUAAAUUACUCUGAAUCAGAUGCUCGGAUACGAAUUAUUGGUGGAGACCUUUGCAGACGGGGAUUUUGUCCUUGGCAGGUAUUGAUACAGAUGAAGAAUGGUUACGGAUUCUGUGGUGGAACAUUGAUCAACAAUCGUUGGGUUGUGACGGCUGCUCAUUGCUUUGAUACAAUACAUCCACACUCAGUUACAGUAGGUGAAUUUGAUAAGCUCCGGACAGAGACCUGGGAACAGAAUGUUUUGGUGAAGAAGUUUCUGACACACCCUCAGUAUAAUCCAGUAACAUAUGACAAUGAUAUUGCCCUGUUGUAUUUGAAUCAGUCUGUGAAUUUUACUUUUGCUGUUGCUCCAAUUUGUCUGCCCAAUCACAACCUGGGCAAGCUGCUACUGCAAAGUGGGAAAGCAGGAAUGGUAAGUGGUUGGGGCAUAACCUCCCAAAGAGGCAGACUAUCCCGAUUCUUGCACAGAGUGCAGCUUCCUUACAUUGAACAGGCCACUUGCAUGAAGUCAACAAAGUUGGAAGUUACAGAUAAUAUGUUCUGUGCUGGAUACGCAGAUGAAUACAAGGAUUCCUGCAGAGGGGAUAGUGGGGGACCGUACGCAGUUUUAUAUCAAGACACGUGGUAUCUGACGGGUGUGGUUAGUUGGGGUGAAGGCUGUGCAAAUGCAGGAAAGUAUGGAUUAUAUACUAGGGUGCCAGCUUACUUAUCAUGGAUACAUGAUAAUUUAUUGCAACACAGCUACUGACUUACAACCACCAUAAUGGCAUCAUAGAAAGAAUAAGCUCUGAUUGUGAAUAAUCAUCAUGACACUGGGUGGUUUUCUAAACAAAUAGCUAAUAAAUUUGCAAACUGAAAAGAUUAUGUAGAACCAGUUUCAAACUAAACUAGCAGUUUUGCUUAAGAUGUUUCAGCUGGUCAUAUUGCAGCCUAGAGAUUACUGAUUACUCCAGUGUUACUGAAUGCUCAUUGGACACUAAUGACAAAUAUAUUAACAAAAAUGCUACCAUUUGACUGCAUGAAACUAACAGAAAUGAUCAAAUUUGAACAUUUUUUUAAAAAAAAAGUUAUAUAGAUUAUAUUUUGAUCACAAACUUCUCUCAGAGUUAGUCUUCAGUGAAGCUGUGGGUUAGAACCAGAUUCAAACAUGGAUUUGAAGCCCAUGUGGCAGUACACGAUCUGCCACUAUCUAAUUAUCUUACAGUUUUGGAUGUUUAAUAAAUAAACUCCUUUGCAAAUGCUGACAACUGAAUUUCCCCAUAUUGGACAGCUGGUAUCUUUUAAUCUAUUACAUAAAAAUCAGACAAAAUAUGCAAAACUACAAACAAUGCCUAAAGCCCAGUAACUUUUCAGUUGUAUAUAUCUUGGAAAAGUUUUCUCCCCCCCCACCAUCGAAAGUCAUUUAAGCUUUACCUCUAUUCAAACAUUAGAGAACUGUCUCAUUUUCCUACUGUUAACAGAUCUACAUCCAGAAAGCAAAUACACUGUGAUUUUGCUCAGACACAGUUAGACACGAAGCACAAAUUUCCAAGUGUCGUAGCUACUCCUUUCACUCUAAACUGGGACCUUGAGGCAUGGAACAGUAGAAACUUCCUUCACCCAGGGCAUCUAGCAAAUGGGCUUUCCCCAUGUAAAAUCAUUAUUAGCAGGGUUUAAAAAUAAGCUAGUUACUGUCAUUAGUUUUCUGAAAUAUGUAUAAAAGCUUGCAUCUCUUUGAAUAAACCUGCUAAGCCAAGACACUUGCUACAAAUUACACUGAUUACACCUUUAAGAGUUUGAAUUAGUCCUUUGAAUCAAUUAUGAAUUACCUGUGACACUGAUUGUGUCAUUUGUUCCCACUAAAAUGGUUUCUACCUGAAGUCUGAAACCUUACACUGUCUCUUACCCACAUCCCUAAUAGUGAUUUCUAAUUUUUCUUCUAAUUUGAUUUUUAUUUUUAAAUUAAGCACUACUCAUCUUUCUUUUGUAGAAUUUCUCAUAAUUAUUCCUUACCCAGUUUGCAGCAUACUAUAAAAGAAAGCAUUCUUUGAGAGAUGCUCGGAAAUAAUGAAAAUUAGUUCACAGUUGUUCUCA